AGAUCAACGGAUCAAAAAUCAAACGAUCCUUGUGUACUAGGUAGGUAUUUUUGUGGUAGUACUUCCACCUACUAGUCUUCUUGCGAGGGUUCGAUAAAUAAAUAUGAUGAAGCUUUUCGUCCGCUGCGGUGCUCCGCUUGCGCUCUUAUCAUUGUUUCAGUCGAAGUUCAAUAUUGAUGAUCAUGGUGGGCGUGGGGCUGUGGGCGAGUGCCUGGCCGUUCCCUUCAACAAGAAAGCAAGGGUUUCUGCAGAAGUCGUGGAGCAUCCGCGUGCACCACAUGCUGACGAAGCUCCUGAGAAUGACGGAGACCCUGAGCACACCAGAGACCCUUGCCAAAGCUUCGCCGGUCAUUCGCUUCAACCUGCACAAAGUGCAAAGAAUCGAGAAAAGCCACGAAAGCGCGGUAGCUCAGUGUCGAAGGAGGUGCGCGCCGUCGAUUCCUUUCCCACCUAUGACGAGGAGAGAAGGGCGUCGCCAUUCUACUCUCCUUGUUCUACAACUAGUACAAGGAAGAAACGUACUGGCUUCGGCAGUGCAGACGAGCACCUCCUAGAGCUAGAAGCAAACAACGGCGAGUCGGCCUCUGCGAAGUCCUUGAAAAAAAAGGUGAACGUGAACGACAAAAGAAAAGAUACUUCAUCUUCACACGACGAGCAUGAUGAUCCGCGCGAGCCUUACGAAGUCCGUCUUCGUGAUGGUGCUAUCAUGCCACUAGUUGCCUUCGGAACAGGGUCUACAGGUUCUUUCACCCGCGAAGGAGAAAACGCGCUCCAAACGGCUAUCCUUGAGGGUGGUGUGCGGCAUGUCGAUUCUGCAAUGUAUUACGGUGAGAAAAGGCUGGGACAAGUCUUGCAGAGAAUUUUCCUGGCCGAAAAGGGACGCUUCAAACGUAAAGAUCUUCUUAUCACAACGAAAGUGGAGCCGACUGAUCCACGCAUACAGAAGGUCCUGCGAAGUGGUUGGGGUGGAAACGAGGGACAGCAGACGCUUGUGGAGGGAGUGCCAGUACUAGAAGCGAAUGAAGCCCACAACGUCGAGAAUCGUGGAGCUACGGCGGCAUGCGGGAAGCAUAAAAUUUUCACACACUCAGAGGAUGAGAGCGAAUCCGCACAGCGUGGAAGCCAUGAACAUGGACGAGGGGAAGUACGAGUGGCAUCCUGUAAAACUAAAAGCACUAUGUCCGAGAGGAAGCAUGAGAGGAAGCAUGAAGAUGUCGACUUGAAUGCUGAUCGGAAUCAUGUAGAAGAAUGGAAAGACCUAGAAGCCCAGCACUACAGGCAACACCACAGGCAACAGGACUUGAAUCGUGUGGUCGCGGAUAUGGUGAAACGAUCCUUGCGAGACUUGGGCGUGGAUCAGGUGGACCUUCUGCUGGCGCACAGCGCGCCAAUGCGAGAAAGCGACUUGAUCCGCUUCUACAGAAGCUUACUCCACUGCCAAAAGGACCUAAAACUCACAAGAAGCGUGGGCGUGAGUAAUUUUGCGAUUCUUAAGGCUUUUUUUGGGAUCGUGGUGUACUAUUCAGUUUGUGCUUGAGCUUGCCUGUGAGGCAUUAUAGAUUUCAUCCUUUCGGAAGCAGACUAGGCCAGAGCGUCUUCUAGUUCAUUCCACUUGUUGUAGUCUAUUCCACUUGUUGUAGUCUGUUCCAUUUCGUCAUACAGUUACAGUGUGGAAGAUGGACGAGAGUAACUCGUGUCCUGUGGACUCCUGUGGACCUGUUGGACUACUCUGCCAUUCAGAAAAAUGAUGGUAGGAUGAACUAGCCAGCACCAUGGGCACGACUGACGACCAUGAUAGCAAAGGAGCACGAGGAACACGUCGUCUAAGAUCCACCACCUGGAAAGACUGCGAAAGAAUCUUCAUCCAGGCCUGAUGCCGGUGGUGAACCAGAUACAAUUUCAUCCGUUCUUUCGUGGUAUGAUGGGAGACCGCAUCUUAGAGCAAAUGCAGGUCGACGAACACUCCCGCUCCGCUUCAGCGCAUCGAACGAUCAUGGACUACUGCAAAGAUCAGGGCAUCGUGAUAACGGCUUACAGUCCGCUUCAGCCGUUGCAGGUACUGGCAAUCCAAGAUAUUAUGGUAGAGAUGAGGCGAUGUAGUAGUUAACACCCUUAAAGAUGUGGCACUUGCAGGAAUACUUAGUUAGUUUCUGUUUUUGUGUCGAGGAUAAUGAAUCUCUUCUCUGCCAAAGAAUCCAAGGGCAGAUAAGAGGCAUCAAAGGUUAUAUAGUAUACAGAAGAUGAAAACAAGACUAGAAGAAGCCUUCAACAGCGACCGACAAGGCUCGACGUCCACGGCUGCAGAGGCUCAGUUGCUGCAGUGGGGAGCUAGCAAGAGUGUGCUCAAGGAGUGGCGUACGACGAAGAAGGUUAUGGACGGUGUGAGCCCCGCUGACUUGUUCCGCUGGCAUCUGCGAAGUGGUAGAGGCGUUGUGACGUCGACAACGAGUGUGGCAAGGGCGGCCAGUAUGAUGCAAAAGAUUUAUUCCAUACGAUCUACUGGUGCUGUACCUGUAAAUGAAGUGUGGUGCAGCGAGAAGGAAAUGAACAAGAACUGUGUUGCAAAGCAACAGCUGCGCAUCAGGAACGUUAUUAAAGCCUCCACUUCGCAGAAGAUGAGUUCUGGUCGGAAGAGGAGCGUUGGGUCCUCGAACAGGAGCUUUUACUCUGGAAUUGACAAAGACGAUCGACAACAGAGUCAGAGUGAAACUAAACUUCCUACCUCCUUCUCCGUCUCCGAUGUAAAAAAACAUAAUGAAUGUAGUACAACGCGGGGUCUGGGCGAUCAAAAACAGUUGUUGAAGUCGAGGAGCUGCCUAGUGUUCAGUAAACUUUCUGCGGCUAAUCAGUGGUCCGAUGAAUUUUUACACUUCUGGAACUUCCGUAUCUAUUUCGAUGAUAAUGGACAACGAAUGAAUUGAAAAAGUUGUGACAAGGGUGACGACGGCUCCUGAACGGAAGGAAGCAAAUAUUCUAGAUACGACUAGGGACACAUCAUGCGACUACAUGCAAGUAGACCUCUCCGUGUCAUCUUGCUGGCACAGUUGUUUCCGUAUACUCAGACUCCUGAUCAAGGUCUUAGAGACACGCACCACGACCCAAGUGGCUUUCGGCG
Amoebophrya sp. A25 is the source of this 3115-nucleotide messenger RNA. The record is from the annotation of a GenBank genome assembly. Lineage: Eukaryota; Dinophyceae; Syndiniales; Amoebophryaceae.